AUGAGUUCUGAGAUUUAUGACUCCAUCAACAAAACCUCGUCUACUUCUAGUGAUGCCGCUAGUAGCAACGACGGUUCAGAAAAUGAUGUUGCAAAUUACCAAGGGUUCGACAAGAAGGUUGCAGAAGAAAUUAAAGACUUAGCCAGAACAUUAUCAAGAAGUUCGAAUUUGACCAGGCAAAAUUCCCACACCUCAUUUACUUCAGUGUUGAACUCUCCACCUGUUAUUCCUUUUGCAGAAGAUGAUUUAGACCCUCGAUUAGAUCCAAAUUCCGAUGAAUUCGAUUCCAAGCGUUGGGUUGUGAAUAUGGAAAAGUUGAUGAACUCUGACACAGAUUUUUACAAACCAUCGUCUUUGGGUGUCGCGUUCAAAAACCUUAGGGCUACCGGUACCGCUGUUGAUGCCGAUUAUCAAUCUGAUUUCGCCAACUUCAUUCCAAAGUUUACCAAGUUGGGGUUAGAUAAGUUUAUUUUGAGAAGAAAAGCUCCAACAUUCGACAUUUUGAAACCAAUGGAUGGUCUUUUGAAACCAGGUCAGUUGUGUGUUGUUUUGGGUAAACCAGGUGCUGGUUGCACAACUUUUUUGAAAUCUAUUGCAACUCAAACCUACGGGUUCAAAAUUUCUGACACCACCGAAAUUAUGUAUGACGGUAUUUCUGCCCAAGAAAUCCAUAAGCAUUACAGAGGUGAUGUUGUUUACUGUGCCGAAACUGAAAACCAUUUCCCAAAUUUACUGGUUGGUGAUACUUUGAAAUUCGCUGCGCUAAUGAGAACCCCUCAAAACAGACCUGAAGGUAUUACUAGAGACGAGUAUGCUCAACAUAUGACUGACGUUUUUAUGGCCACUUACGGUUUGAGCCACACUAAAAACACCAGAGUGGGUAAUGAUUUCAUCCGUGGUGUUUCUGGUGGUGAAAGAAAAAGAGUUUCUAUUUGCGAAGUUGCUUUAUCUGGUGCCAAGGUCCAAUGUUGGGAUAAUUCUACCAGAGGUUUAGAUUCUGCCACCGCGUUGGAGUUUGUCAAGGCAUUGAAAACUGCUGCUGUCGUACAAAAUAGAACUCCGAUGGUCGCUAUCUAUCAAUGUUCUCAAGCUGCUUAUGAUAUUUUUGAUACUGUUCAAUUAUUGUACGAAGGUUAUCAAAUCUACUUUGGUGAUGCCAAAAAAGCAAAGGAAUAUUUCCUUGCUAUGGGUUACGAAUGUCCUCCAAGACAGACCACUGCAGACUUUUUGACCUCUGUUACUUCUCCAUCAGAACGUAUUGUGAGAAAAGGCAUGGAAGGCACUGUGCCAAACACUCCAAAAGAGAUGUAUGACUAUUGGAUGAGCUCUCCUGAAUACACACAAUUGUUGAAAGAAAUUGAUGACUACAAGAACCUAAUCCAAGAUGGUCAGAAAGCAAAUGCCUUUAAGGAGUCUCACAACGCACGUCAAUCGAAAAGAGCCAGACCUUCUUCCCCUUACACACUCUCAUAUCCUCAACAAAUCAAAUACAUCAUGGAUAGAAACUGGCUCAGAACCAAGGGUGAUCCUUCCAUUACUAUAUUCACUAUCUUUGCUCAAUCCAUUAUGGCAUUGAUUAUCUCUUCAGUUUUUUAUAAUCUUAGGUCUGACACUAACAGUUUCUACUUAAGAACCGCAUCCCUUUUCUUUGCUGUUUUGUUCAAUGCGUUUGGGUCUCUUCUUGAAAUUUUCUCUUUGUUCGAAGCUCGUCCAAUUAUUGAAAAGCACAAAACUUAUGGUCUUUACCAUCCUUCUGCUGAUGCUUUGGCGUCCAUUAUAACAGAAUUACCUACAAAAAUUUUCAUUUCUUUGGCGUUCAACUUGGUGUUUUACUUUAUGGUUAAUCUUAGACGUACUCCAGGCCAUUUCUUCUUUUAUUUGCUUGUGAAUUUCACUGCUAGUUUAUCCAUGUCUCAUAUUUUCAGAACAGUGGGUUCUGCUUCCAGUUCUUUGUCUGCCUCCAUGACUCCUGCUUCUAUUCUUUUGUUGGUUUUCAUUAUUUACACCGGUUUUGUCAUCCCUGUCCCUGAUUUGCUUGGUUGGUCUAGAUGGAUCCAUUAUCUUAACCCAAUUCAAUAUGCAUUCGAGGCCUUGGUUGCUAAUGAAUUCCAUGACAGAGAUUUUGACUGUGCUCAAUAUGUUCCAUCAGGAAAUGGGUACCCAAAAUCCGGGGAAAAUGUGAUCUGUACUCCUGUUUCCUCCAAACCUGGUCAAACUUUCGUUAACGGUGAUGCUUACAUCAACUCAUUAUUCCACUAUUUCUGGGCUCAUAGAUGGAGAAAUUGGGGUAUCGUGGUGGGUUUCGCCGUGUUUUUCCUUGGUGUUUACCUCCUCUUAUGUGAAUACAGUAGAGCCUCUAUGCAAAAGGGGGAAAUCUUGCUUUUUCAAAAGAAAUCUUUGAAGAAAUCAAAGACCCAAAAGAUUAAAGAUGACAUUGAAGCUGGCCCAAUUGAGAAAAUUAGAAUUGAAGAUGAAGCUGCUGAGAAAGUAUCGUCAUCUGACUCCUCUUCUAAAAAAUCUCACAAAAAUGUUUUCCAUUGGAAGGACUUGACUUACCAAGUGAAAAUCAAAUCAGAAGAUCGUGUUAUUUUGGAUCAUGUUGCUGGCUUUGUUAAACCAGGUACUGUCACUGCUUUGAUGGGUGCUUCUGGUGCUGGUAAAACUACUUUGUUGAAUGCUUUAUCUGAUCGUUUGACAAGCGGUGUUAUUACAGAGGGAAAGAGAAUGGUUAAUGGACGCCAAUUGGAUAAGUCUUUUCAAAGAUCCAUUGGUUAUGUUCAACAGCAAGAUUUGCACUUGGAAGUUUCCACCGUCCGUGAAGCGUUGCUUUUUUCUGCCGAAUUGCGUCAACCAGCUAGUGUUCCAAAAGAAGAGAAGGUUGCUUAUGUCGAAGAGGUGAUUGAUUUACUUGAAAUGAGACCUUAUGCUGGAGCUGUCGUUGGUGUUGCUGGUGAAGGCUUGAAUGUUGAACAAAGAAAGAGAUUGACUAUUGGUGUUGAAUUGGCAGCCAAACCUGAAUUACUUGUUUUUCUUGAUGAGCCAACCUCUGGUCUUGAUUCCCAAACCGCUUGGUCUAUUUGUCAGUUGAUUAGAAAGUUAGCCAACCAUGGGCAUGCUAUUUUGUGUACUAUCCAUCAACCUUCAGCCAUUUUGAUGCAAGAAUUUGAUAGAUUAUUGUUUUUGCAAAGAGGCGGUAGAACUGUUUAUUUCGGUGAAUUAGGUGAAGGUUGUCAUACUAUGAUUGACUACUUUGAGAAAUAUGGUGCUUCAAAAUGUCCUCCAGAUGCCAAUCCUGCUGAAUGGAUGCUUGAAGUUAUUGGUGCUGCUCCUGGAUCCCACGCCAACCAAGAUUAUCACGAUGUUUGGAAAAACUCUAGUGAAUUCAAGGACCUUCAUAUCGAAUUAGAUAACAUGGAAGCUGAAUUAUCUCAAUUGCCAGUUGACGAGGACCCUGAAAAGUACAAGAACUAUGCUGCAAGUCUCUGGAAGCAAUAUUUGUUAGUUACUGAGAGAGUCUUCCAACAGACAUGGAGAACUCCUAGUUAUAUUUAUUCCAAGUUGUUGAUGACUGUGGCUUCUUCUUUGUUCAACGGUUUCACUUUCUUCAUGGCCAAGAAAUCUUUGCAAGGAUUGCAAUCGCAAAUGUUUGCCAUUUUCAUGUUCAUUACUGUGUUUAAUUGUUUGGUUCAACAGUACUUGCCAAAUUUUGUUGCUCAACGUGAUUUGUACGAAGCUAGAGAAAGACCAUCAAAAACCUUUUCUUGGGUUGCUUUCAUUUCUGCCCAAAUCACCUCAGAAAUCCCAUGGCAAAUUUUCGCUGGUACCUUGGCUUUCUUCUGUUGGUACUAUCCAGUUGGUUUACAACAUAAUGCUGCAUUUGCUGGUGAUCUCCAUGGCCGUAGUGUGAUGAUGUGGGUUGUUGUUGUUCUCUUCUAUGUUUAUACUUCUACCAUUGCUCAAUUGGUCAUCUCAUUCAAUGAGCUUGCUGCGAACGCUGCCAACCUUGCCUCGAUGUUGUUCACAAUGUGUUUGAUUUUCUGUGGGGUUAUGUCUCCUCCAAACGUUAUGCCAGGAUUCUGGAUUUUCAUGUACAGAUGUAACCCAAUGACCUAUGUUAUAGAUGCGAUGUUGUCACUUGCUAUUGCUGACAAUGAAGUGACGUGUGCUGCCAAUGAGUAUUUGAAUUUCCCACCUCCUGAAGGAAUGUCAUGCUACCAAUACAUGGAACCAUACAUUCAAAGCUCUGGUGGCUAUUUGAUGUCUUCGACCAUGAAUUCUACUACUGAUUGCUCUUUUUGUACUGUUUCGAAAACCAACACUUAUCUUUCUCAAUUACAAAUUGAUCCAAGUAAAACUGGACGCAAUGUUGGUAUUUUCUCUGCGUUUAUCUUUAUUAACAUGAUUGGUACAGUGUUUUUCUAUUGGUUGUCUAGGGUUCCAAAGGGCUCUGGAAAAAGAUCAUCUUAA
Saccharomycopsis crataegensis is the source of this 4467-nucleotide messenger RNA. Its product is annotated as pleiotropic drug resistance family ABC transporter. NCBI's taxonomy places the organism in Eukaryota, Fungi, Ascomycota, Saccharomycetes, Ascoideales, Saccharomycopsidaceae. The transcript has a single exon. Gene Ontology annotation, biological process: xenobiotic detoxification by transmembrane export across the plasma membrane. The coding region runs from base 1 to 4467 and encodes 1488 amino acids. Gene Ontology annotation, molecular function: ATP binding; ABC-type transporter activity; ATP hydrolysis activity. Gene Ontology annotation, cellular component: membrane. The record is from RefSeq and is a predicted model, not a curated record.